Messenger RNA from Aspergillus nidulans FGSC A4, 1896 nucleotides. RefSeq names its product hexokinase hxkC. Gene Ontology annotation, biological process: carbohydrate metabolic process; glycolytic process; intracellular glucose homeostasis. The record is from RefSeq and is a predicted model, not a curated record. The transcript has a single exon. The coding region runs from base 8 to 1657 and encodes 549 amino acids. Gene Ontology annotation, molecular function: D-glucose binding; carbohydrate kinase activity; ATP binding. NCBI's taxonomy places the organism in Eukaryota, Fungi, Ascomycota, Eurotiomycetes, Eurotiales, Aspergillaceae.
UCCAACCAUGUCAAGCCCUCUAGUCAAGGUCCUGCAUAGGAUGCAGGCGCUCUUUUCGAACAUCGUCGCCGCUCUGGAGACGAUGUUAUUGUUCCCGUCGUUAUUCCGCGAUUCUUCACGCGGGGGAGGGAAGUCCCGUGCAGCUUUCCGGCGAAGACGGGCUCUUGAUGCCUUGGCGGAUGAGAUCGAAAUCAUUUUCUCCAAGCCCUUAACCCUGAAGAACAUGCUUGCAAUGUCAGAGAAGAUCCGCGAGCAGUUUAGGGCGGGUCUAGAAUCUAGCCCCAUCAAUAUGUUGCCUUCUUAUAACCAUGCUCUACCUACUGGACUCGAGCAAGGGACAUUUCUCGCCCUUGACGUUGGCGGCUCAACGAUGCGAGUGGCUCUGAUUGAACUUUGCGGGCAAGGAAAAAUGGAAGUCCUUCGUGUAUCCUCGUCACUGAUUGACAAUGAUGUCAAAUUGCUAGAGGGGACUUCAUUCUUUGACUGGAUGGCCGAGAAGAUUGAAGAGAUGCUACGCGAGGUGGGCACCAACUACGGACGUGAAGAAGCUCCAUUAUCCAUGGGAUUGUCAUGGUCUUUCCCAAUCGAGCAGACUUCGAUCAGCAGUGGACUGGUGAUCCAUAUGGGUAAAGGGUUUCGGUGCUCUAUGGGAACCGUUGGGCAGGAAUUAGGGUCCCUCAUCGUCCAAUCGUGUCAGAAACGCGGUCUCAAUGUCCGCGUGGACGCGAUUGUGAACGACAGCUCUGCCGCAUUGCUUUCGCGAGCCUACGUCGACCCCACAACCCGUAUGUCUCUCAUUCUUGGGACCGGGACGAAUGUGGCCAUACAUUUCCCCGUUCACGCUAUUGGGCUCGGAAAGUUUGGCAAGAGGCCACAAGGCUGGUUCGACUACGCUAAGCAUGUCAUCAUCAACAGCGAGAUGAGCAUGUUUGGGGGUGGAGUUCUGCCAAUGACACGGUGGGACGACAUACUCAACCGCACCCACCUCAGGCCAGACUACCAGCCACUGGAGUACAUGGCCACGGGGCGCUACCUCGGCGAGAUUGUCCGACUCAUCAUUGUUGACGCAGUUGAGACUGCCCAACUGUUCGGCGGAGAACUGCCUCAUUCAAUGCGGGAUGCGUAUUCAUUAGAUACUAGCAUCGUUGCCUUUAUCGAAGCCGACACAUCGCCCUUCCUAACAGCAUCAGCCGCACUUCUCCAGAAAGAACACACAAUGUCUAGGCCGCCAUCCCCGGAGGACCUACGGUUUCUCCUGCGAGUAUGCCGAACCAUCUCCAAACGAGCAGCUGGGUAUCUCGCCACUGCUAUCCACAGCAUGUGGUGCCUGCGAAAUGAAGCCGAAAUCUCCCAGGGGCCUCCGUCGCCUUCUUUCAAGGGGCCUCGGGACGUUACCGUCACGGAGAGCGGGAGCAACUCUGACUGCCUGUCCAUUGCAUGCGACGGCAGCGUCAUCAAUAAAUAUCCCGGUUUCAGAGAUCGCUGCCAAGCGUAUCUGGACCAAUUGACGCAGGAGACAAAUACGUCCAAGGUAUCCCAGAUUUCAGAGGAAGGCUCAUGCAUACGUCUGGAACCUGCUCCUGAAGGUGCCAUAUUCGGCGCAGCUGUUGCUGUUGCGGUCGCGGUGGCUGGAAAGCUUGAGCAAACGAUAGUGUGAGAUUGUGGAUCCAUCGAUGAUCAAGGAUAAUUUGCAUUGAACGGUGUUCUCUCUGAAUUGGGGCAGUGUCUAUAUCUUACAUGCUUGAUUUUUUGUAUGCAUCUCAUCUUAAUUGUGCGGUAUUCAGGGCUGGGCAUCGUGCUUGCUUGCAUACACCGCUCUAUUAGGAGCAUUGGCUUCAAGGUGGUCAGAUAGAGGUAGCACUCUGUAAAUAACGAUAAUUCACAUGAUAUUGGAUU